UCCACCCAUUAAUUCGCCACAGAGAUUUCUUCCUCUCUACUUUUUCGUCACCACCAUCUCUCCCUCUAUCUCUCUCUCUAAAACGGUUGAAGAUUCCGACUAUGUCAGGCGAAAACUGGACUCACGUGGCCAUGUCUGACGACUCGUUGGUGGCGGAUGCGCUGCUUCAGCUCCGUCACUCUGAACCGAUGAAAAAGAGCAACGCAUCUCUCGUCAAGCUCAAGUGGAGCGUGCGUCAACGGAGAUCAAGAAAAGGAGACCAAACGCGAGCCAGCCCCACCACUCCUCUUUCCUUGAGCGACGCCAUGUCUCUCAGUGGCGGCGGCGGUGUCACCACGGUGGAAGGCCUUGAGGAGUCCAGCGCCACCGUAAAACCCUCUGAGACCGUUAGAUCUAAGGUUUCUCAAACGGGUGCAAUAACACCAACAACUCUUUUCAAGAGAUCAAGGAAGAAAAAGACUUUGGCUGAGCUUAAAGAUGAGGAAGUCAUGCUCUUGAAGGAAAGCAAAUGCCUGAAAAAUGAAUUAGCACGUAUGCGCGAUUUGGUCGAGGAACAAAGAACAAGGAACAAUGCUCUAAAGAAGAUGAAGGCUGAAUCACAAUCUGCCUUGUCCUGCAAACGUUCUUUCCAAAAAGGCUCCUCUUUCUUACUCCCUGACCUAAACAUGCCACUAGAUACAGACAUGAGCCCUGAAGUUAUAUGCUGAAUUAACGGCGAGCCAUGAGCAUAUUAUUCUUUUGUUUUUCCAUCACACCCAAACAACUAUACCUCCUUUCCACAAACAUCUUUUUUAAAACUGUAACUAUAUGAAUAUGAACAAGAUAGUCUAAUCCUCCAUAUCCCCACCCAUUCGGCCAUUUCCCGUGGCUUCUGUUCGAGUUUAUGUUUCUUGACAUAUCUUCUUCUCGAGCUGGUAGUAUGAUUUUUUGUUCUGCCAUUUCUGUUAAGUGAUUCUCAUCUUUCUCCCUUUUUCAUAGGUUAAUGUAAUCGACCACAUAGAUGAUGGAUACACACUUAUUCUAUAUUUCUUAUUAUCUCCCGUAAGAUGUAUUGCAAGUUCACAUCAGCCUUUCUAUCAAUGUAACACGUUAAAAACCUUCUUAUUACGCUGUAAUUUGAUUAAUGUAUUCCAUCAAUGUCA
This is a messenger RNA of Brassica oleracea var. oleracea, 1142 nucleotides long. RefSeq lists its product as uncharacterized. The coding region runs from base 102 to 707 and encodes 201 amino acids. The transcript is spliced from 5 exons. Lineage: Eukaryota; Viridiplantae; Streptophyta; Magnoliopsida; Brassicales; Brassicaceae. The record is from RefSeq and is a predicted model, not a curated record.